This is a messenger RNA of Penicillium waksmanii, 1434 nucleotides long. RefSeq names its product complex I 24 kDa subunit family protein. Lineage: Eukaryota; Fungi; Ascomycota; Eurotiomycetes; Eurotiales; Aspergillaceae. Gene Ontology annotation, molecular function: NADH dehydrogenase activity. The coding region runs from base 1 to 1434 and encodes 477 amino acids. The record is from RefSeq and is a predicted model, not a curated record. The transcript has 4 exons.
AUGUCCCGGCUUCUCCUCUCAACCUGGUCUAUCGCCAGAGGUCCCAAUCGGCAUCAGCUCAUCCACUACGCCUCAUAUCCAUUGCGCAAAGCUCACAUUCCCUCGUGUCGAUCGGGUGCUACGUCUACUACAACAUCUGCACUGCGCAGCACAGGCCUUGCCGUGUUGCCCGACCGAAGGAUGUCUACAUCUACGCCUCACUCUGGCGAGACCAGAAAGGACUCAGGUGCUCGUGCGGAUCGCUACAAACUCGUUUUCUUCGUGCCGACCGAGAACACGGAGACCUGCAAAGAGGCCAUCUUCGCGGCGGGCGCGGGCUCAUUCCCAGGUGGAAGAUAUACCAAAUGCUGUUUCCAGACCAUCGGAACAGGCCAGUUCCUUCCCAACGAUGGUGCAAAUCCGGCGAUUGGGGCAGUUGGCAUCGUGGAGAAGUGCGAAGAGGCUCGGAUCGAGGUGAUGUGUUUGGGACGUGAGGUGAUGCUUAGCGCGGUGGAUGCCCUAGUCGAUGCGCACCCGUAUGAGGAAGUCCCCUAUGAGCCACCCGCAAAGCCCAACUCCAACUUCAUCCGCUUCUUCUUCCAUCUUCACUCCGUCACUCUACUCCCUUUACCCCCCCCCCAAUCCUCUCCCACAAUGGCCUCGAAACUAUUCCCCGUUUCGCGCGCCACUCGCGCCCUGCGCCGAUUCCCUACUCCUACCCCCUACAGAUCCUUUUCCGCCGCCCCCCAACGGUGCAGCGAUGUGUUGAUGAUCCACCGCAACAAGCCGACCAACAACCCUUCCCUCCCCUUCAAGUUUUCCGACCAGAACCUCACGCUUGCCGAUGAGAUCCUCAAGCGUUACCCUCCCCAGUACAAGAAGGCCGCCGUCAUGCCCCUCCUGGAUCUCGGCCAGCGUCAACACGGCUUCACCAGCAUCAGCGUCAUGAACGAGGUUGCCCGCAUGCUCGAGAUGCCCCCCAUGCGUGUUUAUGAGGUCGCCACUUUCUACACCAUGUACAACCGCGACCCCGUCGGCAAGUACUUCUUGCAGAUCUGCACAACCACUCCCUGCCAACUAGGCGGCUGCGGCAGCGACGCUAUUGUCAAGGCUAUCAACGAGCACCUCGGCAUCACCCCCGGCCACACCACCGAGGACGGCCUCUUCACCUACAUUGAGGUCGAGUGCCUCGGUGCCUGCGUCAACGCCCCCAUGGUCCAGAUCAACGAUGACUACUACGAGGACCUGACCCCCGAGUCCAUCAAGACCCUCCUGACCGCGCUCAAGGACUCCGCCUCCACCACCGGCACCAAGGUCCCAGCCCCUGGCCCUCUGACCGGCCGCGACACCUGCGAGAACAGCGCCGGCCUGACCAACCUGACCGAGCCCCCCGUCUGGAACCCGGAGACGAUGAUGCGCAAGGACAACGCCCUGGACGAGCAACCGCAGCAAUAG